AUGGCGCGGGCGCGGGCGGCGGGCUCCCGGGGCCGGCCCGGGCGGUGCGGGCGGGGCGCGCUGCUGGUCUGCGUCGCGUGGACCGCGGGUUGGGUGCUGGCGGCCGCGCUGCUGCUCCGCGCGCACCCGGGCGUCCUCUCCGAGCGCUGCACCGACGAGAAGAGCCGGCGCAUCCUGGCCGCGCUGUGCCACGACUACCGGGGCGGCGCACUCGGGGGAGACCUGUGCGAGGACCUGUGCGUGGCGGGGCAGCUACGGUACCGGCGCUGCCUGUACUACGAGCGGGGCAAGAAGGUGCUGCAGGCUGACUGGCGCGGCCGGCCCGUGGUCCUCAAGUCCAAGGAGGAGGCCUUCUCCAGCUUCCCGCCGCUCGGCCUCCUGGACGGCCAGCCCGAGGCCGGCGGCCAGAGCUUCCCGGAGGCAGAGCUCCUCCUGCUGGCGGCCGGGGAGGUCAGGAGCGCGCUGGGCCUGGAGCUGGCCGAGGGCGGCCUGGGGCGGCUGGGCCUGGGGCGGCGGGGGCCCCGGCUGCGGGGUCAGCUGGCCAGCCUGUGGGCGCUGCUGCAGCAGGAGGAGUUCGUGCUGCUCAGCCUGCUGCGGGGCCGCAGCCCGCACGCGCCGCCCGUGCUGGGCUCCUGCGGCCACUUCUACGCCGUGGAGCACCUGGCCGCGGGCAGCCCCCGCCUCCGGGCCCUCUUCCCCCUGGACGGCGCGGCCCGCGGAGGCCGGGCGCAGGCGCGCGCGCUCAGCGGCGUGGCGCUCAGCUUCCUGGACAUGGUCCGCCACUUCGAGCACGACUUCUCGCACCGCCUGCACCUCUGUGACGUCAAGCCCGAGAACUUUGCCAUCAGGAGCGACUUCACGGUGGUGGCUAUUGACGUGGACAUGGCCUUUUUCGAACCUAAAAUGAGGGAAAUUCUUGAGCAGAACUGCACGGGAGAUGAAGACUGCAAUUUCUUUGACUGUUUUUCAAAGUGUGAUUUGCGAGUGCACAGGUGUGGAGCCCAGAGAACCAACAGCAACCUGCAGGUCGUCUGCGACAAGAUCCUCCGCCACUGGUUCUCCUCGCCCCGCGGCAGCCCCGCCGUGUCGGCCCCGCUGCGGCGGCAGCUGCGGGCGGCGGUGCUCGAGUGCGCGGCCCCGGGGGCCCAGGGCGCGGCGCCCAGCGUGCUCGCGAAGCUGCGGCGCCUCCUCCAGGCCGCGCUGCGGGAGCUGCGGGAGGACGAGUAG
Molecule: messenger RNA, 1227 nt
Organism: Physeter macrocephalus (sperm whale)
Lineage: Eukaryota; Metazoa; Chordata; Mammalia; Artiodactyla; Physeteridae
Gene: DIPK1C
Product: divergent protein kinase domain 1C
Exons: 4
Coding region: 1-1227 (408 amino acids)
Source: RefSeq, a predicted model, not a curated record